AUGGACGGUGAUUCCUGGAGCGCUCGUCUUUCCACUGCCUCUAGGCGUUAUCAAAACGCUCUUCAAUCUCGAUCUGAUAUGUUCAUGGGGUUUGAAGAAUUUGAUGGAGAUGAUGAUAUAAGGGAGGAAUUUCCAUGCCCGUUUUGCUCCGAGUAUUUUGAUAUUGUAGGAUUGUGCUGCCACAUCGAUGAAGAACACCCAGUGGAGGCCAAGAAUGGGGUGUGCCCAGUUUGUGCAAUGAGGGUGGGAGUUGAUAUGAUUGAUCAGAUUGAAGAUUUCACCCAAUGCUUGAAUUCCUUAACUAGUAAUUACAUGCAGCGCAAGAGGAAGACCCGAAAUGGUGGAGCUCAUUCAACUCUAUCUUUGUUGAGGAAAGAGCUGCGGGAAGGCAAUUUGCAAUCUCUUUUCGGGGGAUCUUCCUGUAUACUUUCCUCAUCCAAUGCAGCGCCUGAUCCAUUGUUGUCAUCAUUUAUUUUGCCUAUGGCGGAUGAUUUCGUCAGUGUUCAGCCUCACUUCUCAAUUGAAACGAGCUCAGCCAAGAAAAGCAUAGAUGAGAGAUUGUCAGAACGAAAUGUGCCGUCACCUCCUUUGUCGAUCAAAGAUAAGGAAGAGAAGACAAAAAGAUGUGCGUUUGUUCAGGGGAUGUUGUUGUCCACCAUUCUUGAUGACGGUUUAUGA
This is a messenger RNA of Prunus armeniaca (apricot), 678 nucleotides long. Lineage: Eukaryota; Viridiplantae; Streptophyta; Magnoliopsida; Rosales; Rosaceae. The record is from the annotation of a GenBank genome assembly.